This is a messenger RNA of Chelonoidis abingdonii (Abingdon island giant tortoise), 3879 nucleotides long. It is a transcript of the gene PODXL2, whose product is annotated as podocalyxin like 2. NCBI's taxonomy places the organism in Eukaryota, Metazoa, Chordata, Testudines, Testudinidae. The record is from RefSeq and is a predicted model, not a curated record. Gene Ontology annotation, biological process: leukocyte tethering or rolling.
AUUGUGUGUUGAGGGAGGGUAAACUCCCCCCACCCACAGCUCCUGCCUCCCACGGAGCCUGGCCCGCAGGAGGGUCGCUCGUGAGCGCCCUCAGCAGGGCACCGGCCGGCACUCCCUCUAGGACCCGGGGGAAGCUGAUCGCGGGCAGUGGCCGGAAUGCAGCCCCUGCGCAACGCCUGAGAUGUCUGAAUAAUUCCAGCUCUUGGGAACCUGGGGCAUCCCGAGCAGCCGCCGCAGCCAUGGAGGCGGGGUGAAGGUUUGCCCUUAGCGGCUGCAGGAGACGGAGCAAAGCCACUGCAGCUGGCGACUAGGAGCAAGGCAGUCUCUGGGCACGCUCCGCGGGCCAGCCCCCUUUGCCCCGGGAAGGAGGAUGCACGCCGUGGCUUUGAGAGAUGUGGCUGAUUUUAUGCAAGCCUCAGACCUGGGCUGCGUCUGGCAGGGCGGCUGCUGAGGCGGCUGCUGCUCUUGCCCAGCUUUGGGCUGGCUCCCUUUGUGCAUUGAUUGACCAUUGAGAAGCUCCCCACCCCACCCCCUCCAGAUCCCCUACCCUAGGCAGCCUGACAGUAGCCAGUCGAGCCCGGCGGGAGGAGGGGGUCGGGGGAAAGUUGCGGCUCAGCUGCGGCUGGUGGGGAGAUGCAGGCUGAGGGUGACCUGCAGGGGGGAGAGGUGGUUGCUGUGUCCAGGAGGGGCAGAGCCCCGUGGGCAGGUGCAGAAUCCAGGUCCAAGUGAAGAAGUGCAACGGACGGCACCAUGAAGCUGCGGCUGCGCCAGGCCCUGGCGGUGCUGCUGGCCUGGGGGACCUUGUGCAUCUGUCUUGUUUCAUGUGAGGAGCCUACCGCUGAGGGUCUCACUUCAACCUCCUUGGUGGAGUUUACAAUGAUGUCCCAUCCGGAGCUACUGGAUUCCAGUGAGCAAAGCAACCUGGAGGCCACAGAGCCUGACCCUGUCCUCGGUACCCUGCAUGCCUCUGCGGGAUCAGGCUUUGCCAGUGAGGAGAAUGAGGAGUCCAAGAUCCUACAGCCCCCCCAGUACUUCUGGGAAGAUGGGGGAGAGCUCAACGAUUCCAGCCUGGAUCUGGGACCAGCAACAGACUACAGUUUUCCAGUUACCUCUCAUAAGGCUCUGCCCAAGGGAAACAGGACGCAAGUUAAAGACAACUGGGAAACAAACCCCCUUCAGCCGUCAUCUGAUUCCAUGGAGCCUGACCCACAUACACCUUUCACCAGUGCUCUGGAGGAAGAGGAAGAGCUGCUCCCCAUAGAUCAGUCUAAGGGAGGGCAACAGAGCAGCCAGACUCAAUGGCCAAAGGACAUAUCUUCAGAAGCAACUGGCCAAAAGGACUCCUUGUUCUCCCUCCUGUUCUCCACAGCCUCCAGCAGACUGGGUGUUGUGACUGAGGCAGCUGUAGGAAGCCAAGAGGAGGACUCUGUUCCUGAGCACACUUCUUCGGGCUUUGACCUAGGAAGUAGCAUGGGGCCAAGUCUGCUGCCUGUGUCCUCCAUCCUGUCGGUCAUCACUGCAGGAUCCCAAGUUGUCACAGAGCAUUCCAUCCAGGUGACUUCAGAAAAUAUUGGGGCUACAGUGGGAGUCGGAGUGGAGCUAGCAGGGACCGUGGCAACAGCAGAGUCCACACAGACGCUGGUGGGAGCUGGAGUGGAGACCACAGAGCUCCCAGUGAGAGGGGAGCUCAUUGAGCCGUCAGUACGAGAAGAAGGGGAGCAAGUGGGCCCCACAGUGUUAACUGGAAUGGAGCAAACGGAGGAAGCUCCUGAGGUAACAUCGCCUGGAGGCAGCCCCCAAAAUCCCAAGAUUGUUUCUGAUAGUGGUGAUGGCCCCGCAAAUGCCAGCUCCUCAGCGGCUUCCUUGGAUAGGUCUGACGAACCAGCUGCAACCCCUGCUCGGAAUGGCAUGAAGCUGGCUACUGAGACCGUGGCAGCAGGGCGGAGCUUUAUGCCACAGACUGGGGACACUCACCUGGAUGUGCUGUCAACAGGACUGCCCUGGAACUCGGCACAGGUGAUCUGCAAGGACUGGAGUAACCUGGCAGGGAAAAACUACAUCAUUCUGAACAUGUCUGAUAACAUCGACUGCGAGGAAUUUCGGCUGGAGAAGGGUCCCCAGUUGCUGGCUCUGGUGGAGGAUGCCUUCUCCAGGCAGACAGAUGGACUGCAGGCCCAGUGGCUGAUCUCUCUGAGCAAACCCAAUGAGAAUGACAAGCACCUGCUAAUGACCUUGGCAGGGGAGCAAGGUGUCAUCCCUACAAAAGAUGUCCUGAUGGCACUGGGGUAUGUUCAGAGGAGCUUAGCCGAGAUUGGCAUCCAGAACUACUCAACCACCACAAGCUGCCAGUCACGACCCAGCCAGACUCACAGCGACUAUGGGAAACUCUUUGUGGUGCUGGUCAUCAUCGGUUCCAUCUGUGCCAUCAUCAUCAUCAUGGGGCUUAUCUACAAUUGCUGGCAGAGGCGCCUGCCCAAGAUGAAGAACAUGUCACACGGCGAGGAGCUGCGCUUUGUGGAGAACGGCUGCCAUGACAACCCCACCUUGGACGUGGCCAGUGACAGCCAGUCGGAGAUGCAGGAGAAGAAGACCAGUGUGAAUGGCGGAGGUGCCAUCAACGGCCCCAACGGCUGGGAUGUCCUGAUCACCAAGCGGGCGAGUGAGGACGCAGAUGUAUUUGAAGAAGAUACACAUCUUUAAAAAGAGAAACGGCUUAAAUAUAUGUCUAUCCUAUCUUGACUUAAGGACUGUGAGGUGAGGGGCAGCUUCUCAGGAACCUCUUAUAGGGCUUGGGACAGAGCGACUCUUUCUUGUCGUGGUCCUGAGGCUGCAUCUGAAUCCUGGAGCAAGAAGGGUCACUGGGAGUGGAGGGAGGCGGGUGGGGCGCUGGGGUGUGUAUGUGUAUGUGUCUUUUGCUAUCAGUAGCGCCAAUGCUUUUUUCAUCACUUUUAAAUGCACUUACUUAGCUCUCUGGUAGCGGCUGAGAAUGGCUGGGUUUGAGAAAUAAAAUGAUGAGGCUAAGAUGGACUCCAAGUGACUGGGGAGUCAACUCACACUGGAUGCCCAGCAGGGAGAUGGCAGGCCAGACCCUGACCUCACUGGCUCCUGGAGCUGGAAUCAGAAUCUGUCCCAGCAGGUGCAAUAGGAAAAUCUGGGUCUUGUUCUGGAUCUGGGAAGCGAAGAUUCAGUUGAUGUUCUGGGCAGAAAGUUUGCAUUCUGUGCAUGUAUGAAGAUCAGAUAUUCUCUGGUGCCCUUGCUUUAGCUUCUGAUGAGACGGGCUGCUGUGUUGUUCAGAUGAAAACAUUUUCCUGUGAGCUCUCACCUCUGCCUAAUACCCCCCAAAUCCCUUUUUGGUUCCACAAGCACCAUGUUGAACCUGAAAAGUUUGAGCACUUUAACCUAGCCUGGUUUGGCUGGAUGAUUGCAGAGAAUUCAGUGCUGCACUGCAGAGCGUCUGCUGGUACUUCAGUGUGGGGUGGGAAUUCAUCUGAAAAGGACACUUACCUAUCUUCUGGCAUUUGGGAGGUCACAUCAGCAAAAGAUCCCUUGUCUAAAUCUCAGAGUAGGAGGCCUUUUCUGCUCCUAUCCCAUUUUCCAUGGUCGUGGCCUCCAGCUGUGGGUUGAUCUCGUGAGAUGAACAUACAGAGUAGCUAGGACAUCUUAAUGAAGGAAAAUAAGAUCCAGAGAUCGAAAACUUCCCCCUUCCAUUUGGGACCUUACCAGAUCUGUUUCAAGGGAGAAGAUUCUAGUCUCACUCACAUCAGUAUAAAGCAUGAGUAACUCCACUGACGUUAUUGCAUUUAAACUAGUAUAAAAGUCAGUGUGAGGUCAGAAUCAAGCCUAAGUGCCCAUACAAGUGCUUCUCAGGCUUGCCUUGGG